AUGUCGAGGCCAAAGACGGCCGCCAGUGGCGCUAACACUGUCAAGGCGAACACGUCUCGCCGCAAGCCUUCGAAGUCCACCGGCGAGUCGAAAGAUGAAGUUGUUCAGGAUCUGCGCAAGACAAUCCAGCGACGGUACCUCCGCGAAUCUGAUGUUGCCAAGAUCCAAGACAAGAAGGGAGGAGGAAAUAAAAAGCCUCGGAAGGAGCAAAAAGCCAGUAAGGACACCGAACAGUCAGGGACGGGGCGGGGAAAGAAACGGGAUCGCAAUGGCAAGGUCCUCGGUCAGAACAAGAAGUCUGCUGAGCAAGACGGCGCUGCCCCAGCAGUAAACCCAGACGACGAACAUGUUCUGGCGCAAGAGAUGAAGAGUCUAGGUGGCACUGCGGAAGACUUGGACCUGCUGGCGGGCGCGGACUCGGAGUCAGAACUGGAGGGUGAUGUCCCCAACAAUGCCUUGGAAAGCCUGGACAAGGGAAUGAAGAAUAUUCUGAAAGAGAUUGCUCUUGCUCAAGGAGAGAUUGAGGACGACGAUGAGGCUGAGGACGACGGCCUGGACGGUGACAGUGAGGUUCCCGAACCAGUCGGCAUGUCCAUACCGAUGCCAGAUCAGAAAACGGAACAGACGAAGAAGGGCAGGAAGAACCAGAUCCAAUUCUUGUGCGAACCAAAGCCAGAGUGGUUUGACGUGUCGGACCCGGACAUUGACACCGACACGCAGCCCAAAUAUACCAUCUCCAAGGACUCCAUUGAUCAGCUCCAUGAAUACGCUAAAUCUCUCCUUGACGAGGAAAACCGAAAGUUCCAAGAAUCUCAGCAGUCGUCGGCCGCACAGUCGUUCUACAACACCGUCAUCACGUCGGGAACAUUGUCCGACAAGAUCUCGGCUCUGACCUUGGCGGUACAAGAAUCGCCCAUUCACAAUGUCAAAGCGCUUGAGACGCUGAUCGGUCUGGCUGGCAAGAGAAGUCGCUCUCAAGCAGUCGAUGUGCUUCGAGCCUUGAAGGACCUGUUCGCCCAAGGCUCCCUGCUCCCUUCGUCCAGGAAGCUUUAUGCGUUUCAAGCACAGCCAACGCUUGUAUAUUUCUUUCGGAACACUAGGAAUUGGAGACAAGGGCAACAAUUACCCGGUGGUCUCGAGGAGAAACGCCUCGUUAUCUGGGCCUUUGAGAGCUGGCUGAAAGAGCAAUACUUUGAGGUCCUGAAGAUUCUCGAGGUAUGGUGCAACGACGAGAUUGAGUUUUCCAAGGCCAGAGCGCUCAGCUACGUAUACGAGCUCCUCAACGAACGGCCAGAACAAGAGUCAAACCUGCUUCGUCUACUGGUCAACAAGCUGGGAGACCCUGUCAAGAAGAUCGCUUCGCAGGCAUCUUAUCUGUUAAUGCAGUUGUUGAUCGCCCAUCCGGCCAUGAAAAUGGUGGUCGUCUCGGCGAUCGAGUCCGACUUCAUCUUCCGGCCCGGUCAGAGCUUACAUGGCAAAUACUACGCAGUGGUCACUGUCAAUCAAACAGCGUUGAGUGCGAAAGAAGAGGACGUGGCAGUCAAACUGCUCGACAUCUACUUUGGCCUCUUUACAGGGCUGUUGAAAACUGACAAGGAAACUGCUCCGAAUGAGGAGGCUGUCCAAGAGCCUCAGUCGCGAGGUGAACAGCGCAGGAAGAAGAACAAGAACUCCCAAUCGGCGCCAGGCCAGGCUCAAGCCGAAGAACUGCGCGACAAGCUCAUCUCCGCAAUCCUCACUGGUGUCAAUCGAGCAUAUCCAUACACCAGCACCAGUUCCGCGACCAGCAACAGCGCUUUCUCCGAUCACCUCGACACGCUGUUCAGAGUCACUCACUCGGCCAACUUCAACACGUCCAUUCAAUCACUCCUGCUCAUCCAGCAGAUCUCUCAGGCCAGUCAACACAAAGCUUCCAGUGAUCGCUUCUACCGCGUCCUUUACGAAUCCCUUCUGGACCCACGACUCAUUGUCGCAUCGAAACAGCAACUCUACCUGAACCUGCUCCACCGAGCCCUCAAAGCAGAUCUCCACAUCAACAGAGUGAGAGCCUUCAUCAAGAGACUCACACAGGUGCUAACCCUGCACGAACCGAGCUUCAUUUGCGGCGCAUUCUUCCUCAUCCAAGACCUGGUGAAGACCUUUCCCAGCCUCAAAAGCCUCAUCGACGAGCCAGAGGACCACGAAGACGACGACGUAGAAGUCUUCCGCGACGUGCCCUCUGGAGACGAGGAUGAAGACCGCCCCGGCACCGCCGUCCUAGCGGCAGAUGCGGCACCGAAAAGCACAUCUACCUACGACGCGCACAAACGCGACCCGCUGCACGCGAACGCCGCCACCGCCUCCCUCUGGGAGAUUCUUCCUUUCCUAGCGCACUUCCACCCGUCCGUCAGUGUCAGCGCCGAAAGCCUCCUCGCCCACCGGCCCCUCUCAGGCAAACCCGACCUCAACGUCCACAGCCUGUCGCACUUCCUUGACCGCUUCGUCUACCGCAACCCUAAACUCUCGCACUCCGGUCUCCGCGGCAGCAGUAUCAUGCAACCCAUGGCCACGGACAACAAAGACGCGGUCCUCCUCUCCGGCAGUACAGUCCGCUCUCUUCCUGUGAAUAGCGAACAAUUCCGCAUGAAGAAAUCCGACGAUAUAGCCGCCGAGGAUGUCUUCUUCCAUCAAUACUUCACGGCGGUGAAGAAGACGACCACCGGCGCCAAGGACGGGAAACAGAAAAAGAACAAGUUGCGCGAUAUCGACGACGACGAAGGAGGAGGCGUCGAGGAUGACGAAGACGAGAUCUGGAAGGCCAUGAUGGCCAGUGCGCCCGACCUCGAGGGCGACGAGUUUGAAGAUGACGACGCGGACCUUGACUUGGCGGAUUUGGGGUCUGACGACGACGACGACAACGACGUGGCCACAGGAUCAGAUGCAGAUCUUGACCUCGAGAUCGCCGGAGACGCUGAUGAAGUGGACAUCGAUCCGGCUUUCUUCGAAGACGACGAAGACGAUCUCAUGGACGUUGAUGCUGACGCUUCAAUGCCAUCAGCCCGCGGCCAUACUGGUCCGGGAGACGCCGACGGCAUGCCAAGCGACGUGUCUGAUUUUGCGGGAUUCGAGUCCGACGAUGGCGAGAAACCCAAGAAGAAGGUCAAGGGCGGGAAGAAAGACAGCAGGGCCGAGAAGAAGAAGGUGGUGAAGAAUUUGCCCACGUUCGCGACGGCCGAGGCGUACGCCAAGAUGUUGGAGGAUGACGACGACGAGGAUCGAUGA
Cladophialophora yegresii CBS 114405 is the source of this 3261-nucleotide messenger RNA. RefSeq lists its product as uncharacterized. Gene Ontology annotation, cellular component: nucleus. NCBI's taxonomy places the organism in Eukaryota, Fungi, Ascomycota, Eurotiomycetes, Chaetothyriales, Herpotrichiellaceae. The transcript has a single exon. The record is from RefSeq and is a predicted model, not a curated record. The coding region runs from base 1 to 3261 and encodes 1086 amino acids.